AUGUCGUCCAAAUCGGGGUUGCAGAAUCCCAUCCUGCAUCCUCUCCUGUUCAUCUAUCAGGUUUUGCAGUACCUCAUCGCGAAAGCGCUGUCCCCCAAUCCGCCCAGGUCAAACAACGAGCUGGACAGGCCCAAAAUCGCCAUCAUUGGCGCUGGCAUCACAGGCAUCACAUCUGCGGCGCAUUGUGUUGGCCAUGGAUUCGAUGUUGUCAUUUUCGAACGGGGUACCGAGGACAGCGUCGGUGGCAUCUGGACAAAAGUGAACGACACGUCCGGGCUGCAGAUCCACAGUGUCAUGUAUCGCUUCCACCCUUCCGUUCAGUGGCAGCGUGGAUAUCCCGACAAGUCCCAGAUUCUGAAUGCGGUGCGCGAUCUCUGGAGGCGCUACGGUCUGCAGGACAAGACUAGGUUCAACUUCAAGGUGGACAAGACAUAUCAAGACGACAAGGGUCGGUGGAUCAUCAACAAUCCUUCCAACGGUCGCUUCGAGGGCCUCAUUGCUGCCGUGGGGACAUGUGGUGCCCCUAAGAAGCCGGGCAUGCAGGGCAUGGAGAAGUUCAAGGGACAGAUUGUCCAUUCGUCGGAGCUCGAUGGAAUCCAAGCAAAGGGAAAGAAGAUGGCCAUUAUUGGCGGUGGCGCCUCCGCAGUUGAGGCUCUCGAGUUCGCCGCCGCCAAAGGCACGGCCAAGACGUCCAUCCUGUCCCGGUCUGACAAAUGGAUCAUCCCGCGCAACAUUUUCGUCGACACUCUUCUGUCUCUCAACAUAUUCGGCCAGGAAACCACGUUGUCAUUCAUCCCCGAGUUUCUCCUGCGCAAGCUCUUCUACCGCGACCUCGAGUUCCUGGCGCCCAGUGACAAGGGCCUGUUCAUGGACACGCCAAUGGUGAACUCGGAUGUGAUGGAUAAGCUGCGUCAGGGACAAGCUGAAUGGAUACGAGGCGACAUUGUCCAGUUUGAAGAAAACGGCGUCACGGUCAACCGUCGGGCCAAGGGGGUACCCAAAGGAGGACCGGGUCACGAGACCUUGGUGGAAGCGGACAUUGUCGUGUUGGCCACGGGCUUCAGCCGCCCUUCUCUCUCGUUCCUGCCCGACGACGUCUUUGAGGAGCCGUACGAUCCCCCGAACUGGUACCUGCAGACCUUCCCACCUCAGCACCCCUCUGUCAGUGCCAUCAACUGCACGUAUGUCGCAGCGAUCGGCUCGGUGGGCAACUGGCACAUUGGCAUCUACACGCGCAUUCUGCUCAUGUUCCUCGUCGAUCCCCUCACGCGGCCGAGGGGCUUUUGGAUGCGGCGCUGGAUCGAUAUGACCAAGGUGCUCAAAAUGUCGAGUCCGACGGGGGCGUUCGACUUCUUCACAUACCUCGAACUCGUGUGGUGGUUUGUGUUCUGCGUGGCGUUCAACCCGUUCCGCUGGAAGUGGGCGUUGUUUGUGUUCUUUGGCGUGGGCAUGCAUCUGCCAGAAAAGAUUGUCGGAGCUGAGAAGUGGCUUCUCAAUGGAAGGGGGCACGAUGUCCGUGACAAGGGGGAGAGCCUGUGA
This is a messenger RNA of Emericellopsis cladophorae, 1539 nucleotides long. RefSeq names its product putative monooxygenase-like protein. Bases 1 to 1539 code for a protein of 512 amino acids. Gene Ontology annotation, molecular function: flavin adenine dinucleotide binding; N,N-dimethylaniline monooxygenase activity; NADP binding. The transcript has 3 exons. The record is from RefSeq and is a predicted model, not a curated record. Lineage: Eukaryota; Fungi; Ascomycota; Sordariomycetes; Hypocreales; Bionectriaceae.